Molecule: messenger RNA, 1394 nt
Organism: Bombus pyrosoma
Lineage: Eukaryota; Metazoa; Arthropoda; Insecta; Hymenoptera; Apidae
Exons: 2
Coding region: 530-1345 (271 amino acids)
Biological process (GO): regulation of transcription by RNA polymerase II
Cellular component (GO): nucleus; transcription regulator complex
Molecular function (GO): DNA binding
Source: RefSeq, a predicted model, not a curated record
AUGUAUAUAAAAAUAUGGAUCUCGUAUACGUAUACGUUCUAAUCAUGUUAUUUUUUUUGUAUCAUUUUAUGAAUUAUAUGAGUCAUUUCAUUAAAUCAAAACAAGUAAUAUAUAACUGCAUUCUUUUACUAAAUUCACUUUCUAUGAUUACAAAGUUAUACUGCCACAUUAUUGAUAUAAAGAAUACUUAUUAUAUUUGGAAUGUUAUUCAAACUGAGAACAAUAUCUAAUAACCCAUAAUUAAAAAAUGUUCACGUGACUAAUGUUGUAAAUUUUUAUAUGUAAUAGAAAAUCAAAUAGCAAGUUGCUAUUCGUGAGAAGGGAAGAUGAAGUUAUUCGCGCUAGCAAGGGCAAGAUGAGGGCAAAACGCGAAUCGAUCGUUACCCGAGAGCGUCCUGCGCGCUAAUCGCUAUCCCAGCGCUAGUAUUCGCCUGUACUUUGUUCCUAUCGGAUUGACAAGCUAAUACUGUGCUUUCUUGCCUUGUUCAAAUUACAGAAAAACGCUUUUUCAUAUACCUAACUGGCAAAAAUGAGAGACGAGGUGAAGAUGGACGCGAAUCGGCUAAUCGCCGAAGUUUAUAAGCGGCCAGCGCUUUGGAACCAAAGGCAUAUCUCUUAUCACAAUCGCGAGGUGACGAACCGCGUUUGGAUGGAGAUUGCAUCGAUAUUCAAAUUGCCCAAACCAGUAUUAAAAGCAAAGUGGAAAGGAUUACGAGAUACUUUCCGGGCGGAGUUAAAAAAGGACCAAGUUUAUCGCAAAAGUAAAUUUCAUCGAAAUAGGCCAGUAUGGAUACAUUUUAAAAGUCUGCAAUUUUUGAAAGAGCAAAUGUUACCCCGUCCUCCAAUUUGGGAACGAAGUAAUUCUUGUCAAGAUGAUGAUCGGGUGCCUAGCGAAAGUGAGAGUGAUGGAACGCUGAUACAGAAUGGUCCGUCGGUAACAAAUAGAAAUAUGGACGAUCGAAAUACAAUUGCGAAUCAUCUACUGUCGAUAAAUAACGAUAACGGAUUAAAAAUCGACGCUGCCAAUCAUAUAGACGUGAAGCAAGAACCUGAGGAGAAUUUUGAUAAUCUUGAAUUUCAGAGCGUCUCUGACAAUUUAACGGAAAACGAAAUGAUGCUACAAAACAUUUCUCCUGAACAGGUGCUCAUGGGUGACAAUGACAAUAUCCCGGUAGAUCCUUUAGAAGGCAACCGUUUCGAUGAUAAUUAUUAUUUUCUUAUGAGUCUCUUGCCUCAUAUAAGAACACUGUCCGCUGACAAAAGAAUGUUACUUAGAAUGCAAAUGCAAGAGCUGGUUUAUAAGGAAGUUUAUAAGAAAAAUUCGGAUGGCGUUACAGCAUCGUAAAGACAGAGAUAUUAAAAACGAGUACAUAUUUUGUAACAGAGAUAUAAAU